This is a messenger RNA of Myodes glareolus (Bank vole), 885 nucleotides long. RefSeq names its product testis expressed 38 (gene Tex38). NCBI's taxonomy places the organism in Eukaryota, Metazoa, Chordata, Mammalia, Rodentia, Cricetidae. The record is from RefSeq and is a predicted model, not a curated record.
CUUCUGAGGACUCCUAUUGGUGGAGAGAUGUGAAUUUCUUCUCCCCAGAGCGAUAGGGCUGGACGCUAAGGCUGACCUUUAUGGAUUCCCAAAAGGAGGACCUGAGCCUCCCUGGCAUGUGGGUCUCCUUGUGCGUUGGAUUCCUGGGGCUGUGUUCCUCGCUAAUAGGCAGCUGCAUACUCUUUCUGCAUUGGAAGAAGAACUUGCAGAGAGAAGAACAAGCCCAGCAGUGGGUGGAAGUGAUGAGAGCUGCCAUGUUCACCUACAGCCCACUGUUGUACUGGAUAAACAAGCGGCGUCACCACGGCAUGAAUACAGCCAUUAACACUGGCCCUCCCUUUGCUGGCACCAAGACUGAGACCGAAGUUCAGAAUUCAGAUUCUUUAUGGGAGCUGGAUAUCUCUGAAGGUGGGAACUGUAUUGUGCAAGACAGCAGUCCUAGGGGUGAAACCUCUGGUCCAUUGCAACAUGCUUUGGUGGUUCCAAAGCAGCCCCAACCUUCAACAAUGCCACAGCCUCGGACUGACUCCCUAAUCCCACUACCCAUUUUUCAAGAGGUGCCCUUUGCCCUGUCCCUCCGCAACCUGCCUCCCAUGCUGAACCACUCUGUCUCCUACCCUUUGACCAACUGCCCUGAAAAGAAAGUUCAUUUCUGUUCCCUCCCCAUACUGGUCCAAGAAACAAACUGUUUUAAUGCCAAGCCCUUUGCUUCAGAACUGUAGUCUCCUCUCAUUGAGGCUGGGAGCUGCAGGUACCAAAGGCUCCUUUUGGUAGAAAGCAGAAAUAACCUCAAGGAGUUGGUAUUGGCAAAGAGGUUAGAGCCAUCUGGACAUCACAUCAAUAAAUUUUUUUUUAAAAAAAAGUCUAAGUCUCUCCCCUGUCUCA